GGAGGAUAAGCACUCUAACCCUGUCAUAUUUUUCUUGCUGAUAGGUUCAAUCUUUCGCUCCAAAGAGCGAGAGGACACCAUUGUGGUGGUGGCCUUUGCUCUCAUUAGUGAAAAUUCCACGCAAAACUCCACGUAAAGCCAUCUUAUUUGAUCUAAUAAUUCAACGCCUUCCCUCAUCAAAUUAAAAGGCCUUCUACCCUUUACCUCAGUUCCUAUACUGACACCCCAUUCGGUCAGAUUCCAUUUCCUAAAAUGAUACACCAGGAAAUGGAUAUUGAUCAUGAGUGGGUUUUCCUGCCUGAUAAUGGAUUCCGGGAUAUCAAUCAGGAUGGUGAGAAAAAGGUCCAUGGAGGAAAAAGAAGUUCUGACACAAAACUUGUUUUGCUGACAGACUACUUCGACAUGGAACAGCGUCCACCAUCAGGAAAUUCGAUGAGGGUACCUAAACAGGUUGUUCCAGUUUCAUUUCCAUUGGAGCCAAGAAUCUUGAAGGCUCCAGAAAAUGCGCUGGGGAAGGAAACUACCACAUGGGUACCUAUUAGUGUCACUUCUACCCCAUCCAUGAUCCCCGAAAAGAUCAAAGAACCGGAUAUUGGAUCAGUUGAAGCUGAUAAAGAAGUGAAGACACAAGUUUCCUUUAGGAAACCAACUUACAAUGAAUCUGUCGACAUGACCCAAAAGAUGGACUCACCAAAGUCCACUACUAGGGGAGUUAUUCCUCAAAUUGAUUCUGCAGGUACGUUUAAUUUUGAUGACAAAAGUGAGGUUUUGGAGAAUAAGAGUUCCCCAAGAAGGAAAGAUUUGGUGGAAAAGAAAGUUGAGAACGAAGAUGUCACCUGGGAGGAGAAUUCUGGCGGCCUUAAUUUAUGGAAAUGGAGCUUAACUGGUAUUGGAGCCAUCUGCUCUUUCGGUGUUGCUGCUGCUACCUUUUGUAUCAUCAUACUGGGAAGUCAACAAAGACACAGACAACAGCAGCAAAACCAGAAGCUGUCGUUCCAGCGUUACGCUGAUGACAAGGAGUCCAAAUUUAAAAGCAACACAAUUUCUUGCAAAAUUACAGUACAUCGAAAGUACUAGAAGGGUGUGAGCAAAUUUUGGCCCCCAUUAGCUGAAGCAAAUUAUUGUGAUUGUAGAGGAUGAAGCAAGUGGUUCAGCAUGUAACCAAACUUAAUGAAGCAAUUUCUGCAGUUAGAGGAGGUCCAACCACCAGAGCUCGCAUAACCUAUGGUGGUUACUAUGAUGGUCUCUGAAGCACUGCCUUUGUAGAGAAUCCCGGACCCCUUCACCUGCUUGAUCAACUGUUUGUGAAGUGUCAUGGAUUUGCUAUGCCAGUUUCUACAAGAUUCAUAUAGGGUCUCUGUUUUUGUACAUAUAUAAAGGGUAAUAUGGAUCCUUAUUGUAUAGUUUCUGAAUCCUGUUUGUAUUCCUGAGUUUGUAUAUUGCUGUGUCUAUAUUUAGUCACUUAAUAGAUAUGCUGGCAUACUUAGAAUAAUUUUAAUUAGUGGGAGUGACCUUAGUGAAAUGUCUACAAAUUCCAGCACUUGCUAAAGUAUGAUCAAAGGAAUCAAAAUGAGGGCAGCAAUUGUCAUGACAAUAUAAAUCUACCAAGAUUAUUAUUAUUAUUACUA
This is a messenger RNA of Theobroma cacao (cacao), 1628 nucleotides long. RefSeq lists its product as uncharacterized. NCBI's taxonomy places the organism in Eukaryota, Viridiplantae, Streptophyta, Magnoliopsida, Malvales, Malvaceae. The record is from RefSeq and is a predicted model, not a curated record.